Molecule: messenger RNA, 4128 nt
Organism: Dujonia railenensis
Lineage: Eukaryota; Fungi; Ascomycota; Pichiomycetes; Serinales; Debaryomycetaceae
Source: the annotation of a GenBank genome assembly
AUGUUAUUGCAAGUUCAACAGUUACAUCAGACUAAUAUGGAAUUUGGAAUCAAGAGCGAACCUAUAGACCAUCAGAGAAAUGAUAAUCUGGGGCCUGGGGACCAUGUGGUUGGCGCAGCAAGCAACUCUUUGGGGUCGACCACCACUUCUACGAACUCGGAAAGUGGAACUACAUCGGGGGGGAGUCCCAACGGAGGUGGUAGCGGCAAGAAGAAGAAGAAUAUUCCCGUAGAGUUGACAGCUUUCGGGACCACGCCCUCGGGGAAGCCGAGGUUGUUUGUGUGCCAGGUUUGUACCCGAGCGUUUGCAAGGUUGGAGCACCUUAGACGUCAUGAGCGUUCACACACAAAAGAAAAGCCAUUCUGCUGUGGGGUGUGUCAGCGGAAAUUCUCCAGGAGAGACUUGUUGCUACGCCACGCUCAGAAGUUGCACGCUGGAUGUGCAGACGCUAUAACGAGGCUCCGGAGAAAGUCCAUGAAGCGUAGUGGGUCUCAGUCUCACGAUUUGGACAUGGAUGGCAUGGAUAUGGAUAUGGAAGAUGAUAUGGAUGAAGGCAGAACGCCAGAAGACAUGAAGAGUCCAAAUGGUGGCAGAAGAGCCCCUUCUGGGCCAAUGGACUCGGUUCAAUUCAAUUUGAAUUUGUUCAACCAGAAGAAGUAUCAGCAAGUCGGUGGUGCGCCCCCUUCUACUCCAAAUUCUAAAUCUACCAGAAGUGGAUCAAUCAAGGACGCUACUGCUUCGCUCCAGAGACAAAUGUUCGAUAGAAAGAAAUUGGUCAAAAACCGUGGUGCUUCAUUCUCUGCCCAAUCUGGAGCAAACUAUUCCAUUGGGCUAUCUGAAUUCAAUGAAUUGUACCCAGGUGCUGACAACGUGGAGUUCUCUACGCCUCAGAUGCUUCCUUCCUCAAAUCAUGAUGAGAGUUGGUUGAAUAAUUUGUCGACAAUUCCCGGUAUGACUGGGGAUAGUACCUCAAAUUCUACUCCUAUGCAAGCUAGCAAUUCUAUUCGUAAUGAAAAGCACAAUUCCAUAACGUCUCUUUCAUUGGGCGAUGAAUUACCUCCAAAUGUUUCACACCACGGAUCGUUUUCCGUUCCAAUGUCUGGAAAUCACGAUAGAAGCGACAGUCUCAGCAGUGUUCACUCAUUCCCCACUUUUGAUAUGAUGGGAAUGUAUAUGGGUCCUGACAAACUGUUGCAAAAUAAAAUGCAACAGCAACUCCAGCAGCAACAACAGCAGCCCCUUACACAGUCAGUACAACAAUCUCAACAACAAAAUCCACAGAAUCAAAAUCACGAAGCCCCAAACAGCAAUCCAUUAAGAUCUAAUAUGGGUUCUUUGCUACCAGAACACACAUCUGGUGGCGACUAUGGAUACUCAUUUUAUGAUAUCCCGGAGAGUAUGCUUGGGGCAGCAAAAUUUGAGAACUUCAGGCUUCCAAUGGGAUUGAGCACCAUUAAGCAAGAAGAAGAAGAAGAAUUAUUGGAACAAGGUGGAAACUACAAUCAAAAUACGCAACAACUACUGCAACAAAAUCAAUUUCAAAAUCUUUUUACUGGAUCUCAAGGUCAGCACACGAACGGUAAUACUGGCAACAAUAACACGAACAGUAGGAAAGGGUAUCAUAGUAACCCCAACCUUGAUUUAAACUUUUUGAACGAUAUUGGAGAACUUACACAUGAGUACGACGUCAACUCCAAGUUCAUGCCCAAUGGAUACUCUUUCUACGGUGACAAUACGUCUGUCUCAUCUUCUGGAGUGGAUACUAGCUCACCACAAAAUUCCAGUACACCUCAAGGCGGUCAAUAUUUUGGUAAUGGAGCACCAGAGAAUUGUUUGAGUCAAAAUCAGUUGUUGAAUAUUGAAGGUACUAAGGCUAUGUCUCCACUGUCCCAGCCAAAUCAGAAGAAAAGAACUUCUCAUUUCAAGCCAGGCAAUUACAACAAGAACAAGUUGUUUACGAAUAACAUGAGAUAUAUGAUCAACAAAGCAUUGGGUAAAUAUCCAAUAAGUGGAAUCAUGACGCCUUCUAUUCCAUCAAAUGAGAAGUUGGAGUUCUACUUGAAUAAUUUUGUGAACAUUUUCCUUUCCCACUUUCCUUUCAUACAUUGGCUGAAGUUAAAUGAAUAUGAAGUAAUGAAUAUGACUGCGAAUGAGGAAUUGACAAAUGAAAGUGCCAGGGUAUGUUUGCCAUUGUUGAUAGCGACCAUCGGAGCGUUGUUGACCAACAAUAAAAACGAUAGUGAGCAUUUGUAUGAGGCUUCAAGGCGUACAAUUCAUAUUUAUUUGGAAAGUAGAAAAAAUUCUGUUGAUGAUACGACACCUCAGCAAACUGGCUCACAGCAACAACAAUCUCAUGUCUCCCCAGGACUUUCUGUUGAUGAUUCACUUGCUAACCCAAUUAAUGGACACAAAGGCAGCAAUGGUGCACCAACGAACGACGAUAAAAAGAUCCCUCAAUCAGUGAACCCUCUUUGGCUUAUACAAUCCCUCACACUCUCAGUCAUAUAUGGACUUUUUUCAGAUAACGAAAAUAACGUAUAUAUUGUCAUCAGACAAUUGAACGCAUUGAAUUCUUUAGUUAAGACCAGUGUUAAGAGCAAUAGAACAGUUUUGUUUUCUAUUUACGGUGAAGACUAUGAAAACUAUUUGAAAUGUUCUGGUGAAGCUACUGAUAGUGUUGCUGGAGGGAGUCCAUCAAAAUCACUCUUUUCCUACGACGUACAUGACGAAAUUAAAUUCAAGAACAAUAUCAACAUACAAUCUCAAAAGAGAAUUGUGUUUAUGAUUUAUAGAUUGACCAACUUCCUUCUUAUGAUGUAUAAUGUUCCAUUGACUCUCAGUAUUAAUGAUUUAGGAACCCUUGAUGCUCCAAACAAAUCUGAUGAAUACUUAUGGAAUUUCAAAAGUUUCCAACAUUUCCAAGAAUAUAAGCAACAGAAUAAUUCAAUUUCUAUUGGUGAGUUGUUAGUAGAGUCAUCUAACAAUAAGAUAAUAUUCAGAGAUGCUCUUUUACUGAUAACGAAAAAUUUCAAUACCAACCAACCUGCUCCUCACUUGCCAUUGUUUGAAAAACUUAAGAAUUUAUCACUCUUCGGUUUCAUUUCAAUCAUUCAUGGGAUAUUUGAGAUCAAGCAGUACCAAGAAAUGAGAAAUGUUGACGUUUUUAUACUUCUUGAUAAUUUAACGAAAUUUGUUGGAAAAGAAAAUGGAAGAUACGAAUCUCUUAAUAAAGUUCAAGAAGAUUUUGAAAAAUUGGAUUAUGCCUUAUUGGCCAGUUUCACAAAGGUUUCAUCACUAGUUAACAUCAAGUUAGUAAAGGAACAAAGUUGGUUAAGGAAUUAUGACGAGCUUUCCAAAAAUUUCAAUAACUUGUUGAUGAAUAUGAAUAACAUUAGUGAUUAUGAUUAUUUGAGGAUUGUUGAUAGUUGCAUGACCAUCUUAAAAUUGAUUUUAUUCAAAACAGAAGAUGCUGAAGAAAGCCAGCAAAGUGGUGGUGUGGCUGGAUACAAUAACAACGCUGUACGCUCGAAUAGCUUUCAUAACUUGGUUAAUGAAUCAUUGCUUGGUAUGACGGGUACUGGUGAUGGAUAUGGCAAAGUCCAUUUAAGCAAUACAUCUACAGAAUUCGAAAAGUUGAUGAACUUGAAAGUUUUCUUUGAAUUUGAUAAUCUGAAGGCUUCUAUUCAUUCUCAAAUGCUUUUCCAUAUAUUUACCAUAUUUUCAUUGUUUUCCACCUUCAUGAUUAGGAAGAUGCAUUUUAAGAACAGUGGAAACCAUAUUAUUAAUGAAUUCCAAGGGCAGAUCAAUGAAUAUGAUAAGGAAUUGAAUCAAAGAUUUGACUUUAUAUUAAGAGUCUUGGGCAAGAUUGAAUCAUUCUUGAAAGAUAAAUAUGAAAAUUUAAAACUUGAUAGCGAUUUUGCAAGUUUAUACUUGUACAGUCAGAACGGCGUCUUCACCAACACUAAUUACAGUUUAGAGAAAUCAUUAUACAUUUUAAAGAUUGGUGAGUUGAUAUUGGGAUACAUGUACGACACCAAUAUUAAGGUUUGCAUUUUCCAAAAGCUUAGUGGAAGUUUAUCACAAUUGAGAAAGUUUAUGAUUGAUAAUGAGGCAAGAAUACUUAACUGA